Mollisia scopiformis is the source of this 1562-nucleotide messenger RNA. RefSeq lists its product as uncharacterized. The transcript has 4 exons. Lineage: Eukaryota; Fungi; Ascomycota; Leotiomycetes; Helotiales; Mollisiaceae. The coding region runs from base 1 to 1455 and encodes 484 amino acids. The record is from RefSeq and is a predicted model, not a curated record. Gene Ontology annotation, molecular function: protein binding.
AUGACGUACGGUUACAACGCAAACAUAUGGAAAGACACCGCAAUUGGUGGUGUGGAACAGCCCGUGUCCAAUCUCGUUCGUCUCCUACGACAGGAGAGAGUGAAGGCUAUCAAUCAGAUAUGCGAUACCAUUCCAACGCCUGCGUCCUGUUUUGUGAAAGGAUGUUUAUUUCUCGGUGUUCCUCAUAUAGGGUCCAAGGUUGCAACCGACUGGGCAACAGUUCUUGGCAGAUUUCAAGCCCUAGGGGUAGAAGCUGGGUACAUCAGAGAUCUCACAGAGAACUCCGACAAGUUGAACGAAAAUCUCGGACUUUUGAGCCUUACGGAAGCAACACAGAAUCACAGUCGAGAGCUGUUACGAGCAGAAGGAAAUGAAGGGCUACUAUACGUGGCGACUCCGCAUGAGUCAAACCAAUACAUUCCUUCUCCCAACACAACUGUAACAGAUUGUGGAACUGGAGUCGCCGCAAGUGCCAAUGAAAUACCGCUCAACAUUUCCUCAAUGAGUCUGCAAGAUCCUGCGAUGAAACCUCGUCGGUACAUGCCCGGAGCCAAAAGAGGAGAAAGUUCAAGAUCAGCUGGUACUCAGUCUCGCGAAGGUGCUGGAGGGAGCACACAUAACCACAAUUACCAACUUCAUAAUGGGCCUGGGCCUGGCUUAUAUGGUACUUAUAAUGAGAAAGCAAACUUCGGAACUGAACGUGCUCCAACUAUCUUUCUCUCUCAGAAGGUAGCUGAGUUUCUCCUCGCCACGGUAGCUAGUUCGGACGUAGACUUUGAGUUUCGCGACCUAACAGUGUCGUGGCAAAUCAGGCUUGCAGAUUUGUAUCUGCGGGGACCAAUUGGUGGCUCGGUGAAUGGGCUUAUUCUACUCAAGAAAGCGCAAAUCACCGUGGAGUCUAUGAAAGAACGAGGCGAGACCUAUCGAGAUCAAGGCAGAUUAUACUCUAUACACGCUGUGUUUCUGAUAAGGACGGGUCGGAACGAGGAAGCUCUAGUGAAUCUGGAAUUGGCUGUGAAGAUUCACGAGAUAAUCAAUGGCAAAGAGGACCACUCGACUCUACGCAGUUACUUUGAGCUCGGGGCACAUGCUCUUAAUCUUCGCCAUUUCGAAAAAGCCGAAAGGGCAUUGGCAGCAGUGAUUUCUGGGCUUGAAAAAAAUCAGGGCCCGGCAUCAUCGGACAUGAAAGACAUGAAAGCCCAGAGCUACAUGGCUAUGGCAAUGUUGCAUGAGAACAACGGCGAUCGGAAACAGGUGCUUUUUCAUAUUUCGAAACUGGAGGGGUUGGGUGAUUAUCUAACCGGUCAGUUUUACCAGUCUGAUCAGAGUACGAAGGUUAUGGCCAAUCAAUUUUUAACAUAUAUGUUUGGGAGAAUGGGGCGGAAAUGGAGGAUUGUCGAUGGGAAGCUUUGUGUUGGGGAAGACGAAAGGGGUAUAUCGAGCUUGAUUUCUUGAAGACAAGCUCGAAACAGCGGAUAUUUACAGAGAACCCUCUGGCGGGUUAAUAUUCAUCUUCUUCGGGUAUCGCUUGUAAGUAAGAACUUAGAAGCAGCGAAGACCAU